GGAUGUUUUAUCCGGAGUUGAUUUUCUUUUUCCGUCAAAGUUGUUUAUGAUUUCGAAAUCUUGGCUUUUACGCUGAAAGGAUAUCAAUUUGUUUUGGAGCUGGCUAUUUAUAUCGAUGAUCGAUAUCUUAGUUUACAAGAUACGCAAUUUCUAGACUUUGUUGAGGCAGAUAUCCAAGAAUUUCUGCAGUGUGCAACACAAACAAGAGUGUUAGUUUUUCCACCAGUUGAUAGUUAUCAUCGUUUAUUGAUACAUAAAGUUAUUGAACCAAACAAAUUACUUCGUAGUUUUUCCAUUGGUGAAGGUGAUAAUAGACGAACUGUUGUUUGUUUACAACACGCUCUAUUAAGGGGGCGUAAAGGUCAAAAAUUGAUGUCCUCCCCAUUUUCUUCUUACCCCACAGGUAAGGGAAGGGGGAGGGGCCAGCACUUAGAUAGAUCAAGUCCAUCUCCAUCAGGGCGAAGUUCAGAGACAAAUGAUGGAACUGUUAGAAAAAGCAAAGAUGUUGAAAAACCACAGGAAAGUUCCAAUGCUUCUGGGAAUCGAAGAAGUAAAGGAGGAGCUGGAAGGGGAAGAUCUAAAAGACCAGAAAUGCAACUCUAUGUUCCACGUGGUCGGCGAAAUCCCAAUGAAACAUCGUCUAGUUCUGAAGGACAGCUGACUGAAAAAACAAACGAAAAUUUAACAGAUAACAAGCGGGUACCAUCACCUGAUGUGACAGAGAAACAACAGCCAAAUACAGAUGUAACUGACCAGCCCGAAGAGCAGAAAUCGGAUGUUCGUUAUGGAAAAAUUAGUAAAAAAACUCCAAAAGAAAUUGAACGUUACGUCCCUAGAGCCAGACGUCAACAAGUAGAAGAACAGAAGCAAGAAUGUGACUUGUCAGAAAAAAAUAAUAUUUCUAUGGAUACAGACACAGUUUUGGGCACUGAUACUACAGUACAGUAUAGUCAAGUCAACCAUAAUACUCCUCAAAUUUCUAAACAUGUCUCCAAAAAGAUUAAAAUAGAGGAUCCUGAUAUAAUUGAAAAAGAUGAUGCAGGAUGCUUGCCUGAUCGAAGUGACAUGAAUAUAGUGGAAGACAAAACAUUAGCAGUUCAAGAAAAUAUGACGAGAGAACCUGAUAGUGACAAUAUUGAUAAAUAUCUUGUUCAGAAUCCCCCCACUAAUGUACAUCAAACAGUUAACGUCGGCCAAACAUUGAAUACCAAUAUUUCUGAUAACAUAUCAAGUCAAGUCUGCGAAAGGGAAAAUACUUUAAAUUCAAACUGUUUAGAAGAAUAUAAUAAAGGCAUGUUAGAUAGGAUUGAGCCAUCUAAUCCAGAAUCGGAAGAAAAUAUCAGUCGAACAGAAUUAGAGACUUGUAAAAAGAGUCUGUAUAAACCCUUGGAUGAAGAUCUGUCUACAGAAAAUAACUUGGAAUCAAAUGAACAUUUUACUAAUGAUAUUCCUAUACUGCAGGAAGAUGAAGAAAAAAUUGAGAUAGAAAAGGAAUUAGAUAUUUCUGAUGGUGCUAGCAGUAAUAUAGUAUGUUUAAUAGAAAAUGAUAUACAGGCCGACUCUCUUCCAUCUGUUGAAAAAUUAAACAGUGAUAAUUUAUCAGUAGAUUUUCAACAAAAAAGUUUGUUAGAAUCUCCUUUUUCAGAAUGUGUAGAACAUCCCCCAAUUCUUGAUGAAAUAGAAAGUGAUAAAACUGUUGAAAAUAGUCAAGUGAAUGAUAUUCCAUCAAUACCGGUAGAAACAUUGAGUGAUGCGAAAGGUGUUCAAGUAAAUCAUGAGGAUGAAGAUGAAGAUGGUGAUGAUGAUGAUGAUGAAUCUUGGGAUAAAAUGUUUGAUGAUAAUGGAGAUUGUUUGGAGCCAUCUUUAAUGGAUGAGUUGACAGCUCAUGUUGGUGAAGUACAGAUUGAGAAACCCAAGAUUAAUUAUUUGGCAUACCAACCCAAAGAUGUUGACCUUAGUUCUAGUGCUUUUGGUCAUUUAAUAGAAAUAUAUGAUUUUCCUGCCGAUUUCCUUACAAGAGAUCUCUUAACAACCUUCCAAUGUUAUAUGAAUAAAGGGUUUGAUAUUAAAUGGGUUGAUGAUACACAUGCUAUUGGUAUAUUUUCCAGUACUAUAGCUGCUCAAGAUGCCUUGAAAAUGAACCACCCAUUACUAAAAGUUCGUCCAAUAGAGAUUGCUUCGAAACAGUCCAAACUGAAAGCUAAACGUACCACAGAAUUUUUGAAACCAUAUAAGGAAAGACCUAAAACAACAGCUAUGGCAGCCAGGAGACUGGUAUCUGGUGCUCUAGGGUUGGCCUCUAAGGUUUCAAAAGAAAAAAGUGAUAAAGAAAAAAGUCAACUAAGAGAAGCAAAAGAAAAGAAACGAAAUGAUCGAAAGCUAAAGCAGGAUGCCUGGGAUGGUACUGUUGGAAAAUGUGCUAUGGAUGAUAGUUGAAUAUUACAAAGUAGAUGAUAUAUUGUGUUUUAAACAUUUAAACCCAAAUAUCUACAUCUUGUCUACAUGUUUACUGGCCAAAAUAUUUACUAAAUUGAUUUUCUAUUGAAUAUAAUAAUCUAUAACAAGUUGGAAUGGACUUUGUUUAUUUACAUUUUGAUUGGCAAUAAUUUCAUUUUCACAUAUAAAUUUUCAUGUUCAUCAACACAUUCUUAUACGCCCACAUGGAAAUGUGGUUGUAUAUUGCCGUCCCCCCCACCCCUCGUCCGUUCGUCUGAAGGUCCAUCCAUCCAUCGUCCACACUUUCUUGUGAACACCCUACAGAGUACAGACUACAUUUAACAUUUGAUUGUUUUCAAUUGAUAUAUGUUGUUAACAUUACUGAUAUGAAGAAGCCUAUUUAAUUUCAAUAAUUUCCAUUAAUUCUUCUGGAGUUAUGGCCCUUGUUUCACCUCAUUGCACCUUGUGAACGACAAAAAUUAUCAUCCGAUCUGUAUGAAAUUUGUAUGCGUCCUUUCAAUUAGUGAAACAAAGAAUUCUAUUGAAUUUCAGCAAUUUCCAUUAAUUACUACUAGAAGUCUGCCCCUUGUUUCACUUUGUCAAACCCUAUGAAUGCUCUGUAUGAAAUUUAUAUGCAUUAUUUAAAUUAGUGAAAGGAAGAAGCCUAUUAAAUUUCUGUUAAUUAUGUCUAAGAGUUAUGGCCCUUGUUGUACUUUGUCUAACCCUUUGAAUGCUCUAACCAUCUUACGACAAAAGUUAUCAUCUGAUCUGUAUGAAAUUUAUAUGCAUCCUUUAAAUUAGUGAAACAAAGAAGCCUAUGGAAUUUCAGCAAUUUCCAUUAAUUAUGUCUAGAGUUAUGGCCCUUGCUUCACUUUGUUGAACCUUGUGAAUUACUUCCAGCGUUUGGGCCCUUGUUUCAGUUAGUAGAACCAGAACCUUUUGAACCCUCAAAUGACGGAAUUUAUAAUCUGAUCUGUAUGAAAUGGUCUUGUAAAUGCCCCCCCAUUACCUACAAAUGAAUAAAUAUGUGACAACCCUUAUCGACCACUCGGACUAUUUAGCUGUUGUGGACAUGUUUUGUUGCCUGGCAACCUAUCUUAUUUUUAGUGGAUGAAAACUACUUAUCAUGUAUUUGAUUUCAAUUUGAAUUUUUACAAAUGAAAUCAGUAAUUGUUUUUACAUCAGUUAGAUUUCUCAGUGAGUAUUUAUCUUAUGACUGGCUAUUUUAAACUGUAUUAAUUAGUCAGACGUAAUAGGUAUGAAUAUAUACGAGGGCUGACUGAAAAGUUCUAAGCCUAUCAUUGAAAGACCUGUAUAAAGUUGGUUUCCAUUUAUUUUUCUAUAUAGUCCGAUUCAAGGUGUACACACUUUUACCAACGAUGUUGCAAGACCUGGAUGCUGGUCGGGAACAAAUUUUCUUCAGCCACCUUUAUAAAGUCCGUCACAGCUAACAUGACGUCACCAUUACUAUUAAAAUGACAACCGGCUAGUUCCUUUUUCCUUUUUGGAAACAGGUGGAAGUCUGACGGGCCCAAAUCUGACCAAAAAAUUAUCAGGAUCUGCUUCAAAACUGCGCAAAUUGUCACAGGAUGUCAGGAAUCGGACACGUUUCUGAUCUGCAGUCAAGAGCUUUGGCACCCAUCUUGCAGAAAUUUUUCUCAUUCCUAACACAUUGCUGAUAAUGUGCUCAAUGAUGGCCUUCCAGGAUGCGAGUCAUUGUCAAGGCUCUCUCUCUGCCACACUUAAAUUCCGCAGCCAACUUCUUUACAGUAGAAAAGGAAGGGGCAUCAUGCCCUAAAGUGGAGACCAUGUCGGCAUGUAUCUGUGUUGGGGUUAGUCCUUUCAGUGACAGGUACUUGAUGACUGCCCUGUAGUCAGUUUUGUCUAUUUCUGGUGAUUUUACUUGUUGGUGGCCAAAAUUUGUUUCAACUUUUGAGCCAGCUCUCGUAUAUAUACAGUAGAUAAAAUA
This is a messenger RNA of Patella vulgata (common limpet), 4405 nucleotides long. RefSeq lists its product as uncharacterized. The transcript has 11 exons. Lineage: Eukaryota; Metazoa; Mollusca; Gastropoda; Patellidae. The record is from RefSeq and is a predicted model, not a curated record. Bases 373 to 2436 code for a protein of 687 amino acids.